Molecule: messenger RNA, 1926 nt
Organism: Patiria miniata (bat star)
Lineage: Eukaryota; Metazoa; Echinodermata; Asteroidea; Valvatida; Asterinidae
Exons: 7
Coding region: 1-1926 (641 amino acids)
Source: RefSeq, a predicted model, not a curated record
AUGCAAAAUCCUGCUGAUUUCAUUACACACUACGGCAGUGUGUACUUUGAUGAUGAUGUAGACACCUCUCUCUUUUCUGUGCCUCAGUUCAGAGGUUGUGAUGAGGUCCUUCAAGCUGAUCAUAAUGUGAGUGGUAUCUACACGAUAUUCCCAGCUGGAUUCAAUGAUGGGCUACAGGUCUACUCUGACAUGGAGACUGAUGGAGGGGGAUGGAUCGUCAUUCAGAGGCGUCAAGAUGGCAGCGUUAAUUUCUACCGCAACUGGGCUGACUACCAGGUUGGCUUUGGCGGCUUGUCUGGUGAGUUCUGGCUUGGGAAUGACAACUUACGCGGCCUGACUGAGACUGAAGACAAUCGUGCACUUCAGACUUCUACAUUUAGAGAGGAACAGGUCAAGUCUGCUGUCCGCUGUUUCAGAGGUUGUGAUGAGGUCCUUCAAGCUGGUCAUAAUGUGAGUGGUAUCUACACGAUAUUUCCACGAUAUGUCUACUGUGACAUGGAGACUGAUGGAGGGGGAUGGAUCGUCAUUCAGAGGCGUCAUCAAGAUGGCAGCGUUGACUUCUAUCGUACGCGCAACUGGGCUGACUACCAGGUUGGCUUUGACAGCUUGUCAGGUGAGUUCUGGCUUGGGAAUGACAACCUACGCAGCCUGACUGAGACUGAAGAUCAACUUUGUCAAAUGAACAAUCUGACAAGGAUGCACAAUCCUGCUGAUUUCAUUACACACUACGGCAGUGUGUACUUUGAUGACGAUGUAGACACAUCUCUCUUCUCGGUGCCUCAGUUCAGAGGUUGUGAUGAGGUGCUUCAAGCUGGUCAUAAUGUGAGUGGUAUCUACACGAUUUUCCCAGCUGGAUUCAAUGAUGGGCUGCAGGUCUACUGUGACAUGGAGCCUGAUGGUGGAGGAUGGAUCGUCAUUCAGAGGCGUCAAGAUGGCAGCGUUGACUUCUACCGCAACUGGGCUGACUACCAGGUUGGCUUUGGCAGCUUGUCUGGUGAGUACUGGCUUGGGAAUGACAACCUACGCAGCCUGACUGAGACUGAAGCAUCGGUUCUCGGGUUUGCACUGGUACAAGUACACUGCAGUAACCUCAAGAAAAUUUUCGUUGCUGCAGACAAUCGUGCACUUCAGACUUCUACAUUUAGACAGGAACAGGCCAAGUCUGCUGUCCACUGUGUUAACUACUGUCAUGCUGAUAACAACUGCCGAUCUGUGAAUUAUCAUAAAACAGAUCAACUUUGUCAAAUGAACAAUCUGACAAGGAUGCAAUAUCCUGCUGAUUUCAUUACACACUACGGCAGUGUGUACUUUGAUGACGAUGUAGACACAUCUUUCUUCUCUGUGCCCCAGUUCAGAGGUUGUGAGGAGUUCCUUCAAGCUGGUCAUAAUGCGAGUGGUAUCUACACGAUAUUCCCAGCUGGAUUCAAUGAUGGGCUGCAGGUCUACUGUGACAUGGAGACUGAUGGUGGAGGAUGGAUCGUCAUUCAGAGGCGUCAAGAUGGCAGCGUUGACUUCUACCGCAACUCGACUGACUACCAGGUUGGAUUUGGCAGCUUGUCUGGUGAGUUCUGGCUUGGGAAUGACAACCUACGCAGCCUGACCGAGACUGAAGGUAAGUGGCAGCUACGAAUUGACUUAGAGGACUGGGAGAAUAACACGGCCUGGGCUGAAUAUGACGACUUUCAGAUUCAUGGAGACAACUACACACUCCAAGUCAAUUUAUACAAUACCAACAGCACUGCAGGAGACUCACUCACAAAUCACAAUGGAAUGCUGUUUUCAACAAAAGACAAGGACAAUGAUUUAAGUGGAAAUAUUUUCUGUGCCAGAUUUCGCACAGGAGCAUGGUGGUACAGGAGAUGUUAUCAAUCUAAUUUGAAUGGACGAUUUGGGCAAGGAACCAAUAAGGGUGGUAUAUCCAUGUAG